CAGGCCAACAAAUCAAGUACAAUGGCAGAAGGGGCUCGAUGGCGAUUGCGGCAGCGGCGGCGCGAUGGUGAAAGGAAGAGAGAGAAAGGAGGUGGGACGACUAUGUUGUUUUACCGAUCGAUCGGGAAGUGGAGGGGACACUAUACAAAAUUACAGAGUAAAUUAUAUUAUAAUAAUUACUUCCAUUUUGGGUAUAUAAGUAUCCGGAAAUGGAGGGGACAUUAUUAACCCUAGAUUUUCAAGCUAGCGAAUAAAGGAUGAAACUAUGAAAAAGUCACAAAAAUAGGUACCUAAAGGCUAGAGCAGUGGAAGGGGGAAAUAGGAAGGGGGGUAAUUGGCCCCUCAAAUAGAUGGGCCUGAUCUCAGAAUUUACAUGCCAUGUUUGAGUGGGGGCUGGUUAAAAAUCAUGAAAAACAUAUGAUCAUGGCUUUAAGAGAUUAAUUAAUCAUAAUUACUUUUCCCAUGCCGAAAAAUCUAGGGCGUAGAUUUGGGGGACCGGUAUAGUAAUACAUUAAGUAAUGUUAUAUUCUUUUUUAUUUCAUCUUUUUAAUUUCGUUUCUUCUCAAACUUUUUUAUCGAUGAAAAAUUAGGCUUUGUUCAUUCCUUGUCAUUUUCAAGGAAUUUGACACUUUCACCAUGCCGCUCACUUGUGGCUCAUGGAAGAUUUAUCUGUGAUGAUGAUGGGUAUGAGUACAAAAUUUGACUGCUGAAAAACUAGUUUGGUACUCGCGAGGAUUCACGUAUAUAGUUCGAAAUUCAUGUCUCCCUGAAAAUAAGUGUUCCGUGUUUCAUCCCAUUAGAAUAAUACCAUAUGAGCCGGUAAGCAUAUAUUUUUUGAAGUAUUUUUAUGCAAAGGGAACCAAUUCAAGCAUACCAACACAGAUUGAACUAACAACAAUUGGCUGAAAUCUUGGGUUUUUUGGCAGAUGUUUUGGUGUUUUUCUGGGAUCUUCUUUUGUCCUCCUUCUCUUUAAACUCACGGAAGUAAAUUAUGGUAGUGAGUUCUUCCACGUCGAAAGGAUGGUACCAGAAUUUAACACAGUAAGAUCUCUCCUUUUGCUUGUCGUCCCAUGCAAGUAGAGUGAAGUAGAGCAUGAGGCCUCUAACGAUCCCCGCGCUUACCUUCACAAGUUUCACCAACUCUAAGCUUGUCUCCUGCACAUUUUUAUAUGUAUAUAUAUUGAAGACGCAUUCAAAAAAAUCAAAUCAUAGAUCUUGUAGAGGAGACAGAAGAGUAAAUACAUAUACAAUGAAAACAAAAAAGGAAAGAGAAAACAAGUUAGUUAACAUUUUCCUUGUUAUGUUGCUCAACAGCCUCCUGGAUAGUCUCUUCUUUGACCUCCCAUUCCCUCACACUUCCAGGUAUGUAUCGACGACAACAAUGAUGACGCAGUCUUGAACUCUCACCCAAACUUGGAAACACAAAAACGGAGAUCAUUUAAAAUUAAACAAAUACUCUCGUAAUAUCCUGAAAAUGAUAGCAAGUUUGUUUAUAGUAUGGUUGAUUUCAUUACUGCGCGUAACAAAAUUAUCUUUUGUGCAAUAACCUUGACCCUAACUUGUUCAGUUGAAUUUGUGCCCUCCUUGUUUUUUUAAUUCUGGCGCCGAUGUAUCUUGGAUUGCGAGAGUGUUUGUUUAAUUUGAUAUGAUUUUCGUUUUCGUGUUUCAAAGUUUGGGUGAUAGUUCAAGACUGCGUCAUCGUUGUAAUUGUCGGUACAUACCUGGAAGUGUGAGGUAAUGGGAGGUCAAACAGGAGACUAUCCAAUAUGCACAGGAGGCUAUUGAGCAACAUAACAAGGAAAAGGUUAACUAAUUUCCUUGUUUUCUCUUUCCUUUUUUGUUUUCAUUAUAUAUGUAUUUACUCCUCUGCCCCCUCUACAAGAUCAUGUGUGUAUGAUUUAAUUUUUUGAAUGUGUCUUCAAUAUGUAUACAUAUAAAUAAUGUGCAGGAGACGAGCUUAGAGUUGGUGAAACUUGUGAAGGUAAGCGCGUGGAUCGUUGGAGGCCUCAUACUAUACUUCACACUACUUGCACGGGACGACAAGCAAAACGAGAGAUCUUACCGUGUUAAAUUCUGGUACUAUCCUUUUGACGUGGAAGAACCUACUACCAUAAUUUACUUCUAUGAGUUUAAAGAGAAGGAGCGCAAAAGAAGAUCACAGAAAAACACCAAAACAUUUGCCAAAAAACUCAAGAUGUCAGCCAAAUGUUGUUAGUUCAAUCUAUGUUGGUAUGCUUGAAUUGGUUCCCUUUGCAUAAAAGCUAUUGAACUUUUAUGUCUGCACUCUUUAAAAUUUCUCUCAAUGUCUUAUGCUUAUGCUCCCUGUAUGUAUUUACUUGGGGUGAUCGUGGUACGGUAUGGUACGGUAUUUGGUUCUUACUGAUACCGUACGGUAUUUGGUUCUUAGUACAUAUAUUUGGGCGAUCUGGUAAAUCUUUAUCUGAAUGACCCUAAGUGGGUCGUGGUGGCUCUACUUUACCAGAGUAUAUACAAUGGUAUUGAUGGGUUGACAGAGACAAAAUUACAUUACAGUUGAUUAUUCGAAGUAGCUUAAAAGUAAUACUUGAGUAUUUUCAUUAUGCAAACAAGACAAUUUCAAUUCACAAAAUUUACCUACUUACAAAAUAAAUAUUUUUCGCAAAGUUUUUUUACUAUAUUUUUUCACAAGUGCUACGUCACAAUGGGUUUUACUUGUAACUCUUUAUUAAAGAUAAAUAGCUAAUGAUGAGUUUUGAUUAGUGGUUAUAGAAGAUGAGUUUUUAAAUAGUCUCCCUUUAACAUUUUGGGACAAGACCGUGUAAGACUAUGGGAUAAGACCUCAUCUUUCAUAACUCAUCUUUAGUUAUUUAUCCUUAAUAAAGAUUUGCAAGUAAAACAAGUUGUGACGUAGCACUUGUGAAAAAAUAAAAUAAAAACUUAAUAAAAAUUAUAAAUUUUGUCUUGUUUGUAUAGUAGUAAUACCUGAGUGUUACUUUUAAUAUACUUUGAACACAUCAAUUGGAAUGUAAUUUUACCUAUGUUAACCCAUCAAUACUAUUGUACUUACUAUGGUAGAGUAGAGCCUCCACGACUCACAUUGGGUUAUUCAGAUAAAGAUCCACCAGACCACCCAAACACAUGUUUCUAUUAAUGAUAUGGUUUACUAAAGAUUCUUCCUACAAAAAGUAAAAGUUAUAUUGUAUC
Cuscuta campestris is the source of this 3183-nucleotide messenger RNA. The record is from the annotation of a GenBank genome assembly. NCBI's taxonomy places the organism in Eukaryota, Viridiplantae, Streptophyta, Magnoliopsida, Solanales, Convolvulaceae.